This is a messenger RNA of Psammomys obesus (fat sand rat), 2521 nucleotides long. RefSeq names its product KH RNA binding domain containing, signal transduction associated 3 (gene Khdrbs3). The transcript is spliced from 12 exons. Gene Ontology annotation, molecular function: mRNA binding. Gene Ontology annotation, biological process: regulation of alternative mRNA splicing, via spliceosome. Gene Ontology annotation, cellular component: nucleus. The coding region runs from base 79 to 1197 and encodes 372 amino acids. Lineage: Eukaryota; Metazoa; Chordata; Mammalia; Rodentia; Muridae. The record is from RefSeq and is a predicted model, not a curated record.
GGGCGGGCGGCUCGGGCUGCGGGGCGGCUGGCGCGCGCGCGCCGCGGGGCGGAGAAGCGGGCCCGGGGGCCGGCGAGCAUGGAGGAGAAGUACCUGCCGGAGCUGAUGGCGGAGAAGGACUCCCUGGACCCCUCCUUCACGCACGCCCUGCGCUUGGUGAACCGAGAAAUAGAAAAGUUUCAAAAGGGAGAAGGCAAGGAUGAAGAGAAGUACAUUGAUGUGGUGAUUAAUAAGAACAUGAAGCUGGGACAGAAAGUGUUGAUUCCUGUAAAACAGUUUCCCAAGUUCAACUUUGUGGGGAAGCUUUUGGGUCCGCGUGGCAAUUCCCUGAAGCGCUUACAAGAAGAAACGUUGACAAAAAUGUCCAUCCUUGGAAAAGGUUCCAUGAGAGACAAGGCAAAGGAGGAAGAGCUGAGGAAAAGUGGAGAAGCAAAGUACUUCCACCUCAAUGAUGACCUGCAUGUGCUCAUUGAAGUGUUCGCUCCCCCAGCUGAAGCGUAUGCCCGGAUGGGGCAUGCCUUAGAAGAAAUCAAGAAGUUCCUCAUCCCUGACUAUAAUGAUGAAAUUAGGCAAGCACAGCUCCAGGAAUUAACAUAUCUGAAUGGAGGUUCAGAAAAUGCAGAUGUUCCAGUGGUUCGAGGGAAAGCUGCUUUGCGCACACGAGGUGUGACCACACCAGCAAUAACCAGGGGAAGAGGAGGAGUCGCAGCCAGGCCUGUUGCAGUUGGGGUACCACGUGGGACACCAACUCCCCGAGGAGUCCUUUCCACCCGAGGGCCAGUGAGCCGGGGAAGAGGACUUCUCACUCCCAGAGCAAGAGGUGUCCCCCCAACUGGAUACAGACCUCCACCACCACCCCCAACGCAGGAGACCUAUGGAGAGUAUGACUAUGAUGAUGGCUAUGGCACUGCAUAUGAUGAACAGAGCUAUGACUCCUAUGACAACAGCUACAGCACCCCAGCCCAGAGCUUGUGGCAGCCUUUCCGAGGGUCCUUGGAUAGAUCACAUUGUGUCUCUGAAGCUGCUUCCUCAUCCCACGUCAAACUUGGAGCUGAUUACUAUGAUUACGGGCACGGACUCGGCGAGGAGGCUUACGAUUCCUAUGGGCAAGAGGAAUGGACUAACUCAAGACAUAAGGCUCCUUCGGCGCGGACGGCGAAGGGCGUCUACAGAGACCAGCCAUAUGGCAGAUACUGAUUGUACUGUCUGAUGUUGUGAAAUAGCCAAUCUCCACCGUCCUGUAUACUGUUCAAAGUAAUUUUUUUCUAUGAACAAUCCCUUUUUAAAUAAGUCAAAAUGCUUAAAAUCUGAAUGGAUGGAACUUUAAACCACUUUGUUGAAGCAUCCACUUGGCAGGGAGAAGGACAUGUAAAAUUUUGUUAUUUGCAGUCUGUAUAUGAAAACUAGGUCAUGAAAAGGAAAAAAAUAACUUUGAUUAACUAGUGUUAAACAAAAAGAUAGGUUUACUAAAUAUGUUAAUCCAUUCUUUUAACAUAAGCCUCACCUUUCAUUUUAAAGGUUUCCAUAGAAUUUAGUUAUUUUAUCGUUCAGCCAUAUGCUAGUUUUUUUUUUUUUUCUUGCCAACUUGCGUAAAAAGGGAGCCGAUUACAAGUGCAAACAAUGUGGGAUUCUUUUGUAACUGAGUCUUAUGUUCUGUAGUGUUAGGCAAAGUCUCCUCUUGCUUGAUACUAAAUAAACUUUUGAAAGAAUUUUGUGUGUGUGAGCUAACGAUUUCAUGUUUUUCUAUUUAAAAAGGCCUUCAUAAAUAGCUGUAAACAGGGAAAGGGUUCCUCUAACAGCGCUUGUCAUAAAAGGGUCACACUAAAUAUUGUACAGCUUAUUUAAAAGUGGUAUAAAAUUAAAUGUGCCAUGAUAUACUCACCCUAGGUUCAAAUGCGGUCUAAAGAGUCCAUACGGUAUCGAGUUGCUCAAGUGGCACAUUAAACCCAUGCAAACCAAAUCUGCUUUUAAAACUGGUUUUAAAAUAACUACUGGAUUUUUCUGAAAAGGAUGUGAUCAGUUUUCAUCUUGUCGAGCGUUUUUUCACUAGUGCAACUUUGGAUUUUUUAUGAGACUUUUGGUACCUUAAUGAACACCUCGCUCCCUGCUGGAAGCAUAAGCACAAAGCUUUUAAAGACAUUCUGACUUGACUAAUUGAGGUCGCACUCGCCAAGGCUGAGGAUGUGUAACCCUUAAACGGUCUUCAUUUUCAAAGGAAAUGUUGACCAUCUUGGACUGUCAGAGGAGCUCAGUGUGACAUAGAGCAGAGAAAGGAACUGCUUCUGUUAUGGCUGCUUAGAGACAGACACCUCACCAUCGUGCCUACACAGUAAAUGAUCUCACUCGGGAAACUUGACAGUCAUCAAUUGAUUAUUGUUGUUUUGUUCCAAAUUUGUGUUUUUGGAAUGUUUUUAUGAAACAGUGUGCCUUUUUUUAAUUUUUAAGUCUUUUCUUCUUCUUAAAGUUCUAUUUUGUUGUCUCCGAAACAAAAAGAAUGAUUUGUAUUGUAGCUAAUAAAGGC